AUGAAAAAGUUGGGAGUUAACACGAAAUCCGGGGCUAAUCUAUCGAGGAUAAAUGAAAAUGAGAACCUUUUUAAAAAGCCCAUAGAAUUUAACAAGAACAUCAGGCGGCUGUCCUUUUUGAAUAAUAAAAAUAAUGAUGCUAAUGAGAAGGAUCAUCUGGACAAGUGUGAUAAAACGAAGGUGAAGGAAAUAAAUGAAGUUUUUAAAAACUGCAUGGUAGCACUGUCCCAUAAUAAGAUAUGCACAAGGAACGCAUUCGACAUAAGGAUUAUUGAUCAUUUGGAGGAUUUAGUAAAUUUAAAUGAUGAAGAAAUAAAUGAAGAGCUAAACGAUGAAAUGUUGGAAACGGGGGAUUUUAAUCUGUCUUUCACAAGAGCAUCUAAAGCGAUAGAGGGUGCUACGAAGGUGUAUGGUUAUAGAGUAGAAGCUAUCUAUGACCAGACAUACAAUUUUUUAAGCAAUAUGAAUAUAGCAAAGCAAAGCGAAGUGAAUGAAGAAUUGAUGGAUGAAAAAAAAAAUGUAAAUGAAAUUUCGAAUAGAAAGAUGAAGAAGAGGAAGUUAGAAUUUUUGCAAGAGUCAUCCACUUUGGCCAAGUCGUCUGACAUUACCAUGGACUCAGUUACAGUGUCAAAUAUAUCUGUCGACACUUUUUUUUUAAAAUUGAACAGUACGUAUGAUCAUUCGUCAGGUAAUAGUUAUUUGUUGCCAAACUUAAUUUUGAAUAAUGAUUUGUCUAUACAGUUUGAUGGGGACAUAGACGCGUGUGAAUACAAGAGGAGGAAAAAAAUGGAGGUGGCGAAUGAGGAAGGGAUGGAUGAAAACGCGGAUGCUACGGAAAGAAGUGGUAAAUCGCCAGUUAUUAUGCAAAGUAGUAGCAGCGAGGACAACGAGUGCAGUGAGCAAAUGGUGAAGUGUUACAAGAGAAAGUUGUUUCUGCAUUCUGACGUGUUGAGGGAUGUCCUGCUCGGUGCGGGAAAUGAAGACUUUAGCAGCCUGAACAUAUGCCCCGAGUUGGAUUAUUUUAAAGCAGAAAUAAACAAGCACAGAAUGAAGAGAUCUGAUUCGAAGGAUUUAGAAGAUGGCGACGAUGACGACAACCAUCAUGAAGACGACAACGAGGAGGAUGACUACAACUUGAAUGAGGGGGGAAAUAUAAGGAUGCAUAAGGGGGAUUACUACCCGGGAGAAAGUGCUAAAAAUAACUUGGCAUUAAAUCUAAGUGGAAAUAUGACAAUGGAUAAUUUACUAGAUGACAGCGAUUUCAAUAACGCAAGUGGGGGUGAUGGAAGGAUGCUGAAUAGUAGUGUAAACAAUAACAGUAUGCAUUUCAAUGAUUACAAAAUAGAAGAUUUAAACAUAGAAAAUGUAAUGCAAGAAUCCUUAAGUUUUGACAAUAUGAAUUUAAACGAUUGUGUAGGAACUAAUUUAAAUUAUUCUCAAAGUAUUUUAUCAUUUCAGCAAGGAAGUAACACGAUGACGGGGCUUCCUUUACCAGAACUCAUGAAGAGUGAAAAUAAGGAUUUCAGUCUAAUGAAUUCGCUAGGGGGUAACUUCUCCCUGAGUACACAGAAUACUUUGUUUUUUAAAAACCAAGGUGGGAGUCCCAGAGGAAAAGGUUUAAUAUCAACCAUCCCAGAUGAAGACACUCUCUGGAACCGCAACGUGAUGAAUUUGGAAAACAGACUAAAUGCGAUAGACGUAAAUAACAAAUUUAAUUAUCAUUAUUAUGCUCCUAGUAAGCUAAUAGCUCAUGGUAAUUUCAGGAAUUUAAUGGAUAUAGGUAAAGGGACUUAUAAGAAUAAGCACAUGGUACUAAACUCCAUAGCACAGAAGAAAGUGAAGGCUUCCUUCGAUGUGUCACUUAUCGAUUUUGAAAAUUUGUAUAAAGAAAUAAAUGAUGUAGAAUUAUCUACGUACGAUUUAUGGAAGAAAGAAAAAAAGAAGUACGUAUCGAAUGCCCUUUUUUCCAUCGAUCAAACUUCCUACAUAUUUGAAACAAAGGAUUACUGCAUUAAUUGCGUCAACACGGUUACGGAUAGAAUUAUGAAAUUUUCCAGAGCGGCAAUGGCCACACGGGGUGACUACACUGGAGAUCUUAAAUUAAACGUUGUUCUGAAUGAAGUGAACUCGGAUUUUCUGACAAAUGACAUGGGUCAUAUAAACUUCCCAGAAGGCAAAAAUAUGGAAAGCAUGUUUCCAGAGCAUUUGGAUGACCACCAGGAUUCUCACAUACAGGCAGGUCUAAAUGAUGCCAUCGAUAAAUUCUAUAACAUGGAUUUUGAGGAUGUAUGGCAGAACGAAAAUGAAAAUAAUUUAUCCAAGCAGGAAAGCAAAAAUGAGAAUGCGUCAGCUCUGCAGCUUCGCCAAAGUGCUUCGCGCGGCAGCACACUUGGAAAUCCGAACAUGGAAAAUGUAGCCAAAUUUGUGGAUGUCUCGAAAAUAAAGAAAAUUUUGUGCGACAUUGUGAAGCCCGCGGGGAAGGAGGCGAGUGACGUGGAUAUUCCGGCGGAGCAAAACGACCAGAUUGUGCCGUACAUGGAGGAAAAGACUACAACUUUUAAGGACAUUAUCAAUGCGACCAAAUCAAAAAUGAACCCAGCAGAGGUGAACGGCACAUCCAUACAUAUGCUGUUCGUGUGCCUGUUGUACACGUGCAACGACCAAGAAUUACUUCUGGAGAAGAUACCAAACGAGGACGACUUCUAUGUCCACUACGGGCUGCCGGUGGAAUACCACGUUAAGCCGGACGACGUGCUGAUGCUUGAAAAUUGA
This is a messenger RNA of Plasmodium knowlesi strain H, 2772 nucleotides long. RefSeq lists its product as uncharacterized. Gene Ontology annotation, molecular function: chromatin binding. Bases 1 to 2772 code for a protein of 923 amino acids. The record is from RefSeq and is a predicted model, not a curated record. The transcript has 4 exons. Lineage: Eukaryota; Apicomplexa; Aconoidasida; Haemosporida; Plasmodiidae. Gene Ontology annotation, cellular component: condensin complex. Gene Ontology annotation, biological process: mitotic chromosome condensation.